CGACACAGACUAAGAACUUACAGGUUCAUAAAAUCACUUCAAGGUUCAAUGACAAAGUGUAAAAAGUUCACUGACUGUGUGAAACUUUGGUCAGAGGGAAUAGAAGAGACGAUAAAUGUCAGCCAAAAGAAAAGUCUGUCGGAGCAGGCAGGAUGUCUGUGACCAUGACCAAGGCUGAAGGGGUCACUGUGCUCACUUUGACCUCGGACCCCCAAAGUGUUUUACCUCCAAUAUGCCAAAUCCUCAAAGGCCUUUGUUACAGCCCUAUAUGCUGCUCUGUGUCCCAGCAUCUGAAGAAGCUCCAGGGCUCAUCUCAGUCAGUCCUGGGGGCUCUGCAAAUCAUGAUUGGUUUGCUGAACAUCGGCCUCGCAGCGAUCCUCUGCUCUGGGUCUGGCUCUUGGUGGCAAAUGGAUGAGUCCAAGUUUCCCUUUUGGAUGGGAGGACUGUUUAUUUUAUUUGGUGUCGUGAGCAUCGUGUCUGAGAAGCGUCCAAGUCCCUGCCUGGUUAUCCUCAACGUGAUUCUGAAUCUCUCAGGAGUUGCUUUCUCCAUUGCAGCCAUCGUGCUCUACAGCAUCAACAUUGCAGAGUUUUGGUUGUGGUGGAUGUGUGAAAAUAAUAAUUACAAUAAUUAUUACGACCCAAACACUUCAACAACUCCAUCUCCUGAUAAGACUAAAUGCUUGGAGGUCAAAGGAAUAACUCUGAUGCUUUUGAGAAGCAUCAACGCCGUGCUGAUUGUUCUGUCCGUCCUGGAGUUCUGUGUGGUCAUCAGCUCUGCUGUCUUGGGGAUCAAGGCUCUUUGCUUCAUUCAGAAGAGAGAGAAGAACAAGAGUCCUGAAGACCCCCAACUCUACAAACCCCUGCUGGAGGAGGUCACCAGUAACCCUGCAGCCUGAAUGAAAACCUCUGCUUUGCACUUUUAGUGACCAGACAGGAACUCUCCUGUUGUGCUUUUAUGAAUCAUAACCACUGACUGUAUUUACUGUUAAAUCAUCCGCUCACUUGGUAUAACCUGUGCUGAAAUUAAAGGUUCUUCUCCUACAAGGGUAGCUUAAAAAUGUUUGCACUUAUACUUUUAGAGCACUGGUUCUCAACUGGUGGGUCAGGACCAAAAAGUGGAUCACCAAUGUGUGCCUGGAAAAAAUAAAGUUUUUAAAAGUCUAUGAAGCACUAUAAAAACAUGUCCCAUGUUUAGUUUUUAUUUAAUAAAUCUCAUUCGUUGAGAAAUA
Messenger RNA from Labrus bergylta (ballan wrasse), 1229 nucleotides. RefSeq names its product membrane-spanning 4-domains subfamily A member 6C. Gene Ontology annotation, cellular component: membrane. Lineage: Eukaryota; Metazoa; Chordata; Actinopteri; Labriformes; Labridae. The record is from RefSeq and is a predicted model, not a curated record.